Messenger RNA from Hypomesus transpacificus, 1471 nucleotides. It is a transcript of the gene cntd1, whose product is annotated as cyclin N-terminal domain containing 1. Gene Ontology annotation, cellular component: site of double-strand break. The transcript is spliced from 6 exons. The record is from RefSeq and is a predicted model, not a curated record. Gene Ontology annotation, biological process: reciprocal meiotic recombination. The coding region runs from base 67 to 1092 and encodes 341 amino acids. NCBI's taxonomy places the organism in Eukaryota, Metazoa, Chordata, Actinopteri, Osmeriformes, Osmeridae.
AUAUUAGCUUAUACUAGGCUAUCUAGAGAUACUGGUAACGAAGCGAACGUCAGCUAGUUGAUAGACAUGGCCAAGAGAUUUUCACGCCCAAGUCAUAACAAAAUGCUGAAAUUUGGUGAAGCUUUUGAGAUUUUACCAGACUUUCUUAUAAAUCUCAACAACAGAAACAAAGAGAAACUAAACAAUUUAUCACAAUACAGCGGUGACUUUAAAGACAAGAGGUUGAUAGAAUGUGUGUUUCUUAUUACUGACGAGUUGAAUCUAGAUCCUCUGGUUGGAUAUCAUGCUGUAGAAUUACUUGAAAGGUUCAUGAUAAAGCAUCUUGAGGAUCUGUUUACAACACCCACACCUCAAGGUGCUGCGUUAUGUGAUCAUGGACACUAUGAGGAUCUUGUCUAUGAAAAACUCCACGAGAAAUUCUAUCUCAUUGUCCUCUCAUGUGUUCAACUAGCAAGCAAACUGUCUUUGCACAGUGGUAUUGUGGACAACAAUACUGCUGUGCAGUUUUUGCACUCUAUGGGGCACAGUGUUUCCAAACGGACUCUCUUGGAAUCAGAGUUGAUGAUCUUGAAAGUCCUUGACUAUAGGCUGAAUGUCCCAAACCCUCUUACAUAUGUGGAGAUUCUUCUGGAGGUUCUUGGUGAGUUGAGCACUUCUCAUCAGCCUGCGACCAAGCGAUGUGUGGUGAUUCAUGCUUGUGACUUUAUAAUGCAAAAAAAUAUGCUUUCCUGCUCGGUGACAGUGCACAAUGAGUCCUCCAUUCCUGUGGAACACUUGCAUCACCUGUGUCGCCACGUCCUGCAGUUCACCUACUUACAGAAGACUGCCAUCUACGAUUCCUUACUCAUGGCCACAACUCGCCGGUCGAGUCCUUCAAAUGAACAGAGAGAGGUGUUUGCGCCAGUGACAGAAGACUGCAUGCUGCUUGGUGUCGGUGUCAUUGGUGUUGCUGCAUACAUCCACAAUGUCCCGAUGUGGAAACAGGUGGUGGAAGAACUGAGUCAGAUCACAGGGAUCUCUGUGAAGAGCAUCCAGGAUUUCACUCAUGUGACACUGAUGCACAUUACCAGGACCAAUUUUACUGUAGAAUGAACUUGAACUGUCAAAAUCUAUUUCAAAUAUUUGUUUUAUUUGUAAUUUGCAAAUCAGUAUUAAUAUUCAAUAAAUAUAGGUUUUCAGCAACAUUUGAAUUAUAAGGUGUAGAAUCAAUUAUAGCAUGAAGUUAUUUGGGGAAUACGUCCCCGUUAAAUAUCUGAUGGAGCAGCACCCCAACUUGAGACUGGGCUCCCUUAACAUUUUCUCUAAUUUCAUAAAAUGGAUAAAUAUUGAAGACCACUGUUACCAUGCAGUUAGUCUUCAACUCGUCAUGUAAAAAUACUCAUAGAAAUUAAUGUUUUGUUGUCAUACAAUUAAAUAUACAAACAACCUUGUUAAAAUGUGUGAAAAUGCAUUCAAGUAUAAUAAAUAACAU